Messenger RNA from Aedes aegypti (yellow fever mosquito), 6793 nucleotides. RefSeq names its product zinc finger protein ush (gene ush). Gene Ontology annotation, biological process: negative regulation of transcription by RNA polymerase II; cell differentiation; positive regulation of transcription by RNA polymerase II. Lineage: Eukaryota; Metazoa; Arthropoda; Insecta; Diptera; Culicidae. Gene Ontology annotation, cellular component: nucleus. Gene Ontology annotation, molecular function: RNA polymerase II-specific DNA-binding transcription factor binding. The record is from RefSeq and is a predicted model, not a curated record. The transcript is spliced from 9 exons. The coding region runs from base 1585 to 5445 and encodes 1286 amino acids.
AACCCUCACGUAGGUUUAGUUUUUGGUCGCUCUCGGUAUGUGCAGCACACGUAAACACACGGCUGCCCGUUCGAAUUUUGUGUAUUGUGUGUGCCGUUCGUUCGUUCGUGAUUUCCCAUUCAAAGUGAGUCAAUCGUUACCGCUUUUCGAGUGAUUGAUAAUCGAUUGUGAUAAAAUCGGUUGGUGAACGAGCGUGGUUUGAAUUGGGUCAGUGAAGAUCACGACGAUAGGAGCUCACUCGGUUGGUGUGCUGUGAGUGAGUGACGUGAUAUCGCCUGAAACGAUCAGUCACAGUGCGAUAACAAUCGCGAACGGAAAUGUCAAACUUUUAUCGCAACAGUGCGAUUUUCCCGUGAAGGUGUUUUUCCUCGGUUCUGUUUUGAACUGACGGUUCGCUCUCCCGCUCCAGAACGAACGUCGUCUGCGUCGAGUGAGUGUGAGUGAAUGUGAGUGUCACAGUGUUGGUAAAUGCAUUCAUUGGCGAGUGAGUGCAGAAGGGGGUGUGAGAUGCACAGUGGAAAAAAGUGCUGCAAUUUCGGUCGCGCACACGUGUCUUCGUGCUGCAACCGUUGUCGGUAACCUGUCAAACAAAAGUUCCCAUUGUGCUGUCCCUUUGUUUGUCCGAUUUCGCCCGCGCUCGCUGUGUGUAAUUUUAUUCAUGUUUGUAAUAAAUAUUAAAGUUGAAAUAUUUUUGUGGCGAUAAAAGCGAAAAGAUUGUGAACAAAGUUGUUACUCGACAGAAAGCGAUAAAAAGUCCCGAUAGACCGACCGAGCGAGAGCGCAUUUGCCGAGGCCUGGCGGGAGGAAACAAGCGCAAAAACAAAAUCAGCAUUUCCAUCGUAAUCAAACCGUUUUGAUCUUCAGUCAGUCAGAGUUCGGUUUGUCUUGGCAUUUGGUGUCCGCGAGUCUGCACCGAAAAAAAAAGAGUGUCGAAAGCGCAAUCCACACACCGAACUGCCGGAAUAAACGAGAGUGCUCCCGCGUGAAGCAUUCAAUAAAUAAAAUACACAUUUUAUGCGAUUUUUGCCAUAUCUCCACACAAAUGACUCAUAAACGAAAACGCACAACGGAAACCGGGCGACACUAGCGAGUGGCAAUCGCGUCGAAGCAAGCUGUGAUCGGCGAGCCACCGCAACGCGGCGGUCGGUAAUCAUAAAAACAUAAACGUCAAAAUAACGUUCGGCGUCCCGCAUUCGCGGAGGACUGGAACCGACAGAUUUCACCGGUAGUCGAUUCCUCGCGGCCCGUUAUCGAACGUCACCGCAGCCAGACUCGCGCGAUUGAUGAAAUAAUAACACGAACAACGCACAAAUAAAUAGUUGUGCGCGACGGAGUGGUUAGGAGGUGGCCGGCGCAUGCGGUUGCCAUCUCUGCUUGUUGUCAUCGCAACACCGCGCACCGGUCGCACUGACACCAGAACCAAUUGUCAGAACGAGUGCUUAAUCCGCAGUACAAUCAAAGCGGGAAAUAUUUAUUUUUCGCGAAACGAAAAAACCGUUCGAACAAAAACAUCGCUAUUUGGACCUGAUACUUCGGUGGCUCUAGGUUAGGGCUUGGCCACGAGCAGCAGCAGCAGCAGCAGUUAUGACCGUCGAGCAGAGCCUGGAAGCGGCAAACGUAAUGGGAGACGAUGAGGAAGCUGCUGAUGAGCAGCAGUCAUUACCACAGGAGCAACAAGGAAAUUCGUCAUCAAGCAGCAGCAGUACCAGUAGCGAAGUAGGCGGCGAAACAGAAAUGAUCAACUCACGGCCUGCUUCGAUUCAAAACGAAACGGAAGAGGAACCAGCAAACGAAGCGAAUCCUCCAGAAGAAGCGACACCCUCUCCAGCUCCUUCAACAGCCACACGCAGCAGUAGAACACCGUCUGUGGCAUCGCCUCCCCCUCCCCCUCCAACUACAACCAUGAGCGAAACAGACUCUGACCGAGGGGUCUCCUCUCCGGAGAAGGUUGAAAUCAAAGUAGAACCUGACUUCAUUGUAGAUGAGAAUCAAAGAUCUCCAGAGGAAGAUCAUAACGAAGUGAGUAAAUCUCCGGACCUGAGCACUGCUCAGCUUCCCAUGCUUAGACUGAAUGCCGCCUUGGCCGCCGACCCAGCGACUAAUCCGGACGCAAAAGAUCUUAAGAAUAUCACAGCCGCCAACGAUAGUCAGUUCGAGAAGAACAAUGACUCUGAUUACCAAACGGGUGGCGGUCCACCUGGGCAGGCAAUCAUCCGCAAACCUAUUAAACCCGAGAACAUAACCAUUCCUAUCACUGUGGACCUUCCGCCUCGGAUACCAAUGUACAUGUGCAGUCCAUGUGGCAUACGAUUUUCGUCGGCUUCUACCCUAGAAGCUCACCAAACCUACUACUGCUCGCAUCGCAAAGACGCCGAUGAGAACAACGGAGGCGUAAAAAACGCCCAUUCGAAUGACCCCAACAGUUCCGAGCCGCCGGCCAAGGCGGCCAAAACCGGCAAGCAAUACGCUUGUACCCAGUGUUCGUACAGCGCGGACAAGAAGGUCUCUCUAAACCGUCACAUGCGUAUGCAUCAAUCGUCGCCAGCACCGAGUUCAAACGCGUCCAACGGAGACGACACCACCGCUAGUCAACAGCUUCAGCUGCAGUUUCAAGUUCAAGCUGCGGCUGCAGCAGCCGCCGCCGCCGCUGCCCUUCAACAGCAGCAACAACAACACCAACAACAGCAGCAGCAACAACCGCCGCCUCAGGUAGACCGGUACUGUUCCGAUUGUGAUAUCCGGUUCUCCAGUACCAAGACCUAUCGGGCGCACAAGCAGCACUACUGCAGUUCACGGCAUCGGGAAGGCCAAUCGAACAACAGUACACCGAAGCCGCAGCACAAAUCUGGUUCACAGAGUCCUCCAGAUGUUCCGAAAACGCCUCCGGUAGCGCCACAGCAACCGUUCCUAGCAUUGCCAACCAACCCAAUAAUUGUGAUUCCAUACUCGUUAAUCCGCGGAGCCAGCGUCAUCCCGGCACUAUUAUCAACCCUCGCACCGGGAAUCUCCAAUCCGGAAUCGGCCUGCUUCAUCUUCCAGAACGGAGCCCUGCAGCCAAUAGCGGUUUCUGCGGCGGCAGCCGCUGCAGCAGCAGCCAACGCAGCCGCCGCUGCCGCUGUAAAUGUACAACAGGCAUCGCAGCAUCAGCCGCCACCACCCCUAGGUAACAUCGGCGGUUCCGGAUCUCAGUCACGAGUCCAAACGCCGAACGUUGGCAGCGAAAGCAGUUCCAACAGUAACAGCACCGGAGAGGUGCUCAAGGCGGUCAACAAGCGGGACAAUGUUAAAGAAUCUUCGACCCCUCUGGAUCUAUCGGUGCGAGGUGGUAAUAUCCGCGAGCGAUCGUUAUCGCUUUCUUCAGCCAUAUCAGUCGAACAGCUUCGCAUGGACUUUGACAGUCUGAUGGAGGGCAAAGAGAAUCUCUCGGUCAGUGGUGACUCCAUCACGCCAGAGCAGAUCGUUUGUGCGCCAUCGCUUCCUGGAAGUCCUCCGCUAACGCCAUCGCCGAAACGACGGUCCAACAGCCCCCGCGGAGGAGGUGGAAGUGGUGGUGGCUCCGCAAGCGGAGCCGGUUCUCGAAGCGACCGUGACGGCUCCGUAUCCAUAUCUCCACUUACGCUACAGCAGCAGCAGCAGCUGUUGAUGCGUCCUCUACUUCCAGCGGACAUUGCUCUGCGCCUCUCGGCGGCUGAUCCCGCCCUUAAUCUCAAUCUCAAUAUCCUUCCGAACUCGCCUCUGCUAACCCAGAAAGGAGUCGAGCUUGCCCUGCGGCUCUCGUCGAGCUCCAACAGCAAUUGUGUAGAUCCUACUUCGAAGAACCUCUCGCAACCACAGAUGUCUCCUCUGUUGAACAGCAUUUCACCGAACAACGCCGUUCAGGUUCCGGUCCUCCCGAGCACUCCUCAGAUAUUCGUCAAACAGGGUGACUCCAAGUGCAAAGAGUGCAAUAUAGUCUUCUGCAAGUACGAGAACUACUUAGCCCAUAAGAAGCACUACUGCUCCGCUCGGAACCUGGAUCAGGACGGAGACAACCAAAAAACUAGUCCUCCAAUAUCUCCGCAAGCGGCAAGUCCUUCCACGCCCAGUGGCGCCGCUUCGGGGAUUGGCGGUGGAGCGCGAACCUCCGGCAGUGGUCAACCGGUUGCCUACCAGCAGCUAAUAUGUGCGGCUUGUGGCAUCAAAUUCACAUCCCUGGACAAUUUGAGUGCCCAUCAGAUGUACUACUGUCCGAAGCGGGUCGAUGUGCAAAUACCGACGGCCAUUGUACCGCAAAAGGAACGCUGUUCCAAGUGCAAGAGUAUGCAUGAACCUGGACAGCCCUGCACGGUGGCCGGUCAGGGAGCUUACAAAUGCCCCAUCUGCGAGACGAUUAGCCCUAACUCGACUGAAGCGCGACGCCACAUGGAUACUCACGGCGGCGUGAAGGCAUUCCGUUGCACAAUCUGCCGCUACAAGGGCAACACGCUGCGCGGUAUGCGAACGCACAUUCGGAUGCAUUUUGAUAAGAAGACGAACGAUUUCAAUGAGGAAAAUUACAUUACGUGUAUCCUGGAGGAGGACGGUAUUGAGAUACCGCCGGCAGCGGCUGUAGCAUCCGCAGCAGCGGCAGCAGCCGCCGUUGCCGCUGCAGCUGCCACAACAGCCCAACUGAUGAAUCAAGCCGUUGCAGCGGCACAAGCGGCUAGUCAACAGCAGCUGCCGCCCUCACGGCACUUGGAGAACAAUAGUAACAGUCCGUCUGGGCAGCUUCACUAUUGUGAACUCUGUCCUUACUAUUCCACCUACAAACUGAACGUGGCAAAACAUAUCAAACUGAUCCAUGGUCGAGAGCGACCGUCUAGCAAUUCGCCGUUGAUCGGCGAAGGAGGUGAAUCUUUAAUCUUCAACGGAGACAGCGGUAAUUCGACUCCACGUCCUCCAGUCAGCAGCACUCCGGGACCCAACGUCAACAGUCUCAUCAAAACCGAACCCGAGGACGACCGCCCGGAAGAAACGGACGUCGACGUCGAUGUAGUGCUCGAAGAACCCGAAGUGACCAUCAAAACCGAAAUCCAGGACCAGCCGGCGAACCAGCUGAUGGGUUCCCCUCCUCCACCUCCCCUUGUUCCAAGUCAGCCCCCGCAUAGUCUGAAACUGAAAUCCCUCCAUCCGAUUGGAGCCGCCGGCAGCCUGAAGACAUCCCCAAAUCAUCAAACCAAGACUCCCUCACCGCCUGGCUAUAUCGGAGAGAUCAACCAUAGCGGGCCGAACUAUUGCGACGCGUGUGACAUAACCUUCAACUAUGUCAACACCUUCAUAGCCCAUAAAAAGUUCUACUGCAAGAACAGCCAGCAGGACACCGGAUCCGGAGCAACCGGAGGAGCACCGGCAAGCAUCCGAGCGGCCUCUGCGGGCUCUCCAAACAACGUAGUCGCCGUAUCCAGGGCAACGGAAACCUCAGUCUAGACACAAAGCGCAGCAGGCGUUGCAUUCUGUCGGGGCUCGUUUCCAAUGCAACGGACUGGAGCCUUACUUUCAAUGCGGGAAUAGAGGCAAUUGUAUACGGAGAAACCCAAAAUUUGGAAGGAAAAGAAUUUACCAAUUCAUUCAUUAAGUAUACGGUUUUAUCUGAUAACUAUAUCACACAAACGGGAAAACUCCCGUAGUUUAUGUGUUGGACUAAGUGUAUAAAGCUGCUCGUAGAUUUAGCAACGGAAUCUUAACAUUCUUAAGCCUAACUAAGCUUAAAACAUAACUAUUAGAUGGAUUAAUGUUAAAAGCUCAUACGCUGUACAAUGAUAAGAAAAAAAAUCAAACAAAUUAAAUCGCUGUUCCAGCAGAGGAGGUAACAAUCUGACACUUUGGCCCUCUUCCACCUUAUUUUAGAUUAAUUUUAAAUACCUUAUUUCCGUUUGGAACACCCUUGUUUUUAAUGUUAGGAUGCGUUUAUUACCAAAGUUAUAGCGAGUUGUUUGUUUUUGUCAAUUUUAGUUUUAUUUUUUUCCUACACAAUACGUAUAACUUCCAAUUUGAAUCAAGACUUAAGCGAUAUUUGCAUUUAGUAGAAAGUAGCGUAUCAUACUGAUUAAGUGGGAUGUAAAUCUGUGUAAAGUAGCGAAGCGGAAACAAAAUAGUAAAACAUAAGCUCGAAUUUAACCUAAUCAAUUAAAAUAGAACUCAUAAACAACAUACAGAUAGAUACAGCACAGUCUUUACCAACAAACAGAUUUCCGUUUUUUCUCCUAUUUCUAGCUUAUAGAUUCAAAUUCGAAAUUUGAAAACGAUAAUAGCGAAUCAAAAUCAAAGGCCAUAUUAAUAUGCAUGGAUGUAAGUACCACACAAAUACCACUACAUUAAAAAACGAAAAAACGAAACACUCUCACGCUUACACCCUCGACAUGCGGUUUGAUUCUGUAAUCUCUGUUGAACAAAGCAAAAUUCCCAAACAUUGAAAAAAUAAUAAUCUGAAUAAAAAAAUAAUGAACAUGUCACACCAAAUUUAUCGGCGACGUUGAAACACACACACAUAAUCAAUGGGGAAGUAAAACGAAAACUUGAACGUAUAUAUUAACAAAGAAAAAACACAAGCAUAGAAUCAAAUGACAAUAAAUUAUUACUUAUCAAGCGUAAAUAAUGUGGAAACUUACAGAAAAUCAGAUGUGUGUUGCAGCAAACAGAUCGCGAAACGGCGAAAAGCACGUGGUCGUGUAGGGAAAAUGUGAGCACAAGCGAAGAGUAUAGAAGAAACAUCUUGAAAUUCAAACGAUCAUUAACGUGCAUGAUGGUUCAAUAAUAAACUAACAAAUAAUGAAAA